This is a messenger RNA of Colletotrichum graminicola M1.001, 1266 nucleotides long. RefSeq lists its product as uncharacterized. The record is from RefSeq and is a predicted model, not a curated record. Gene Ontology annotation, biological process: magnesium ion export from mitochondrion. Gene Ontology annotation, molecular function: magnesium ion transmembrane transporter activity. NCBI's taxonomy places the organism in Eukaryota, Fungi, Ascomycota, Sordariomycetes, Glomerellales, Glomerellaceae. The transcript is spliced from 2 exons. Bases 1 to 1266 code for a protein of 421 amino acids.
AUGUCUGUCGCUGACCGUAUUUUCAGCUACUUCGCCCCUGCCGACAACAGCGCGCAAACGAUCAAGGAAGGAUUCUCGGUCUCGAGCCCGGCGGCGGCGGUGUCCUUGGAGGAGGAUAGAUAUGCGGGACAGACGGGAGGGAUUUUGCCGGAUAUCAGAAUCAACAGACAGCCAUUCGGACAGGACAUGAGCCCACAGGAGGAUGAGUCUUUCGAAGAAGAAGGCCGCCCGCCUUACCUCCAUGCCAUGAUUGCUGGAGGUCUCGGCGGGUCGACGGGAGACAUGCUCAUGCACUCCCUGGACACGGUCAAGACACGCCAACAGGGUGACCCGCAUAUCCCGCCAAAGUACACGUCCCUCGGUUCAUCGUACUAUACGAUAUGGAGGCAAGAGGGCAUCAGACGAGGACUCUAUGGCGGAUGGGUGCCGGCCCUGAGCGGUUCGCUUCCGGGCACCAUGCUGUUCUUCGGCACAUACGAAUGGAGCAAGCGGUUUCUUAUCAACCACGGCCUACAACACCACCUGGCCUACCUCACAGCCGGGUUCCUCGGAGAUUUGGCCGGCUCUAUCGUGUAUGUCCCGUCCGAGGUGCUGAAGACGCGCAUGCAGCUACAGGGACGUUACAACAACCCUUAUUUCAAGUCGGGAUACAACUACAGAGGCACCGUUGAUGCCGCGCGGACCAUUGUGCGUCAAGAGGGGCUUCCAGCGCUUUUCCACGGCUACCAAGCGACGCUCUAUCGUGACCUGCCUUUUUCAGCACUCCAGUUCAUGUUCUGGGAACAGUUCCACGCCUGGGCUCGCACAUACAAGCAGAGCAGAGACGUUGGCAUACCGCUGGAGCUCUUGACCGGCGGGCUCGCUGGAAGCUUGGCUGGCGUCAUGACAUGUCCCCUGGACGUCGUCAAGACAAGGCUGCAGACUCAAGUACACCCUGACCUAUUACCGAAAGAGAGCAAACCGGCGGCUAAGAGCGCUGCGAAUGCCUCGACAUCAAAAUCCCAGACGCGCAACAUAUCAACGUCAUCGCCGUCAACGCAUACUCCUCGCCCCGGCGCCGUGAACCUGCAGACCUCGUCUGUCAUCCAGGGUCUCAAGGUCAUAUACCAGACAGAGGGCAUCAGCGGCUGGUUCAGGGGCGUGGGACCCCGUGGUGUAUGGACCUUCAUUCAGAGCGGCACGAUGCUGUUCUUGUACCAACGCAUUCUUAAGCAGUUAGAGAUUUGGAACCCUCCUGUGGAGAACCAGCAGGAGCAUGCCAUUUAA